Messenger RNA from Linnemannia hyalina, 446 nucleotides. The record is from the annotation of a GenBank genome assembly. NCBI's taxonomy places the organism in Eukaryota, Fungi, Mortierellomycota, Mortierellomycetes, Mortierellales, Mortierellaceae.
AUGCGGGUGCCAUGCUCGUCCAUUUCGUCUCUCUCCGACACGAACAACACCAUCACUCUGGCGACUCUCAACGAACCUACGAUGACCCUGGCACCAAUGCCUGUCUGGAACAUGGAUCGCUCCUCUCCUGUCAAGAUUCUCUCCCGCAAACCGGGUCUUACCCAAGCACACUCUACACGAUUAAGUCCCAGCACGUCCCUUGUCUUAAGCUCGGAAGUGCAAUUUAAUGCCGAUGUUGUCAACAUGGACUACUUUGUACCCAUUGGAACGAGGCCAGGAGCGUCGACUUUUGCAUUGAUCCGGAGGCACAAGGAGAUAUACGCCUUUGGCAACGAUAAUGGAUUUCGAUACACGCAUCUGAUCAAGGCGGUCAAUGUUACAGAUCCCGUGCGCAGCAACCCAAAUCCACCGUCUCUACCACAGCCUACGCCGGAGUCGUCGUCGUC